AUGUCCUCCCCGUACCACGUACCCAUGCCCCCAUCCUCGGCACCAGGAGGUUCACCCAAUUCAUCAAUCAAUGCUUCCCGCCCGGCCAUCGACCCUCUCGCCUUUGACGACGUCCACGGUUUGGGCGGCAGCCGUGGCGCGCCUCGCACAGAGGCUCAAACAGGCCAGAACGUAACACAGCGUUCGCGUACCCGUGCACGUCUGGCGACCGACACUGACGCGAUCCCCCGCGUCAGGGAUGCUACUGGCGAGAAGGUAUCGAAGGAAUUGGAGACAUUUUUGGAAACCUAUACUGGGCAAAUCGCGUUCCCCGAGACACCUGCAUCGAUGAGCGGAGGUGUCGAUGUGGAUGAGGCAAGGCCUUAUAUCCAGCAGGUCAAGGAGUUGAAGGAGUUUGAGAAGACAACGCUCUACAUCGACUUUGGCCACCUCCUCGAGUAUGAAGAGAUUCUGGCACGCGCCAUCCAGCAGCAGUACUACCGCUUCCUGCCGUAUCUGCGUCGCGCAUUGCAAAACCUCGUCAAGAAGUAUGAACCGACGUACUACUACAUGACGGCCAGCUUUUCAGACGACCCCACGCUCGUCAGCCAGGCAUCCAUCAGCACGCGCGAGUUUACCAUUGCGUUCUACGGCCUCCCUCUCACCAGCGGUAUCCGCGAUCUCCGCAUGGACAAGGUCGGCCAGCUCAUGAGCAUCUCGGGAACCGUCACCCGCACCUCCGAAGUGCGUCCCGAGCUCGUGUCCGGCACGUUCCGCUGUAUGGAGUGCGACACUUGGGUCUACGACGUCGAACAGCAGUUCAAGUACACCGAGCCGAUAAUGUGUCAAAACGUCACUUGCUCCAACCGCAAGAGCUGGCAGCUAUCAAUCGAGCAGUCCAAGUUUAACGACUGGCAAAAGGUCCGCAUCCAGGAGAACGCCAACGAGAUCCCCACUGGUUCCAUGCCCCGCUCCCUGGACGUCAUUCUCCGCGCUGAGGUUGUCGAAAAGGCGAAGGCCGGUGACAAGUGUACCUUUACCGGCUCUUUCAUUGUCGUUCCCGACGUCUCGCAGCUUGGUCUCCCCGGUGUCAACGCCGAGAUGAUGCGCGAGAACCGUGGUGGCCGCAACGACGGCGGUGUCGCGUCGCAAGGUGUCUCGGGUCUCAAGGCCCUCGGUGUCCGCGACCUGCAGUACAAGACUGCUUUCCUCGCGUGCAUGGUUCAGAACGCCGACGCUCGCAGUGGUGGCACCGAUCCCCGUGUUGAUGCGGACGAAAACGACCGGGACACGUUUCUCAAAACCCUCACUCAACAAGAGGUCGACGAGCUCAACGCCAUGCGCAACACCGACAACAUUUACCAGCGGAUCGUCUCGAGCAUUGCCCCUACCGUUUACGGCCACGAGAUUGUCAAGAAGGGUAUUCUCCUGCAACUCAUCGGCGGUGUCCACAAGCAGACCCAGGAGGGUAUCAACCUCCGUGGUGACCUCAACGUCUGCAUUGUCGGCGACCCGUCGACAUCCAAAUCGCAGUUCCUCAAAUACGUCUGUGGCUUCCUCCCACGCGCUGUCUACACGUCGGGCAAGGCGUCAUCGGCUGCCGGUCUGACUGCAGCUGUCGUCAAGGAUGAAGAGUCCGGCGAGUUUACCAUCGAGGCCGGUGCACUCAUGCUGGCCGACAAUGGUAUCUGCGCCAUUGACGAGUUUGACAAGAUGGACGUUGCCGACCAGGUCGCUAUUCACGAAGCCAUGGAGCAGCAGACCAUCUCAAUUGCCAAGGCCGGUAUCCAAGCUACUCUCAACGCUCGCACCUCGAUUCUUGCUGCGGCCAACCCAAUCGGCGGUCGCUACAACCGCAAAAUGUCUCUGCGCCAAAACGUUGCCAUGUCGGCCCCUAUCAUGUCGCGUUUUGAUCUCUUCUUUGUCGUUCUCGACGAGUGCAAUGAGGCAGUUGACCUGCACAUCGCCCAGCACAUUGUCAACGUCCACCGCUUCCGCGACGCCGCUAUCCAGCCAGAGUAUAGCACCGAGGCAAUCCAGCGCUACGUGCGCUACGCGCGCACCUUUUCGCCCAAGCUUACUUCGGCGGCCUCGGCGGUCCUGGUCAACAAGUACCGCGACCUCCGCCAGGAUGAAGGUGGUCCCGGAAAAUCCAACUUCCGCAUCACCGUCCGUCAGCUCGAGUCCAUGAUCCGUCUUUCGGAGGCUAUUGCCCGCGUCAACUGCAGAGAUGACAUUACACCCAACAUUGUCAGGGAGGCCUACGCUCUUCUCCGCCAGUCGAUCAUCCACGUCGAGCAGGAUGACAUUUCGUUUGACGAUGACGAGGAAGCAGAUCUCCCGGGCCAGGCCGGCGAGGCCGGUGACGACGCCAUGGACGAGGACGAGAUCGAUGCCGCCGACGUGGCCGCGCUCGAAGCCGCCGAGUCGAGCUACAACAACACCUUGGCGGAGACUAAUGGCGACUCGUCCUCGGUCCCAGCCCCUGCCGCGUCCAAGCCCAAGCUGCGCAUCACCUACAACCGCUACAUGGAAAUUAUGAACCAGAUCGUCAUCCACCUGUCCGAUCUGGAGCGCACGACUGGCGCCGGUGUUGACCGCGACGAGCUCAUCGCGUGGUACCUCGAACAGCGCGAGGAGCACAUGGAGUCUGUCGAGGACAUCGAUCGCGAGGGCGAGCUCAUCGGCAAGGCCCUUACCAAGCUUGCCCGUGACAACUACCUGCUUGAAAUCCGCGGUGAUGUCCGGGAAGGUCUGCAGCCGUCGGAGCAGGACGAAGACACUGCUGCAAGUGCGGAUGAUAAGGUCCACUACCUCGUUCACCCGCAGGUUGACUUGAGCGACCUUUCGAGCUCUGUCCCCAUGCCCUAA
This is a messenger RNA of Apiotrichum porosum, 2850 nucleotides long. It is a transcript of the gene MCM6, whose product is annotated as MCM DNA helicase complex subunit mcm6. Gene Ontology annotation, cellular component: nucleus; MCM complex. Lineage: Eukaryota; Fungi; Basidiomycota; Tremellomycetes; Trichosporonales; Trichosporonaceae. Gene Ontology annotation, biological process: DNA replication initiation; double-strand break repair via break-induced replication; mitotic DNA replication. Bases 1 to 2850 code for a protein of 949 amino acids. The record is from RefSeq and is a predicted model, not a curated record. The transcript has 2 exons. Gene Ontology annotation, molecular function: single-stranded DNA binding; ATP binding; single-stranded 3'-5' DNA helicase activity.